Messenger RNA from Ostreococcus lucimarinus CCE9901, 792 nucleotides. RefSeq lists its product with no specific name. Gene Ontology annotation, cellular component: cytoplasm. The transcript has a single exon. NCBI's taxonomy places the organism in Eukaryota, Viridiplantae, Chlorophyta, Mamiellophyceae, Mamiellales, Bathycoccaceae. The record is from RefSeq and is a predicted model, not a curated record. Bases 1 to 792 code for a protein of 263 amino acids.
AUGCGACUGAGCGCACAGGAGAAGAAGAUAGUGCCCGCGGUGACGGACGUGGACGAGCUCGUCGUCGUUCCCGCGCGCGCGGUUUACUUGGGUAGCGAUUUCGCGAAAGCCGCGGAAGACCCGGGCGACUGGGCUUUAGAGCGCGAUCAAACGUCGUCGGAAGGAUACGUACGGUCGCUGGUCGAACACAUCGAGAUCGGUGUUCGCGAGGCAGCGAGGAACCCACACGCAGUGCUCGUUUUCAGUGGAGGAAAAUCAAUCGACGCCGGCGCGGUGAUGACUCGGGCGAGCUCGUAUUGGCAAGUCGCCAGGGCGAACGAUUGGUUCGGCGUCGACGCGAAGGUCGAGUCUAGGACGUUCACGGAAGAACACGCGAACGACGGGUUCGAGCACGCGUUAUUCAGCGUGUGUCGGUUCUUUCAACUCGCUCGAAAGUUUCCUUCAAAGAUCACCGUCGUCGGGUUUCACGUCGAGCGCGCGCGGUUCGAAAAGCUUCAUCUCGACGCGAUGGGGUAUUCCUGGAGCAAUAUGACCUACAUCGGUACCGCGGCGGUGAACGAAAACGAACUGGCGACGCGCGAAGCGAAAGCGUGCGAUGCGUUCGCGCGCGAUCCGUACGGGUGUCGAAACGACGUCGGGUCGACGGGGCAAGCACUGGAUCCGUUCAACGAACGCGCGUCAUAUAGCUCAACGGUGAAAUCACUCAAAUCGUUUUGGACGUAUUUAGACGCGUGUCCUCGGCGACGAUUCGCGGGACGCUUUCCGUGGUCUCCUGGCGUCGCGCUGAUUUGA